CCCUUGAAAACUGUGCUUGAGCAACCCUUCUCGAGUUUUAUCCAUCCUGAUGAGAAACAGGAAUAUGCAAGAUUUUCAAUUGGACUUUUGACGUAUCCAGGUGUGACUAGCCGCCCUGUACCUGUGUCUGCUUCUCGACUCCAUCAAGUUUCUAUGUCCGAGUUGACAGGUCGACUCUCAGGGGCUGCAGUGCACACCCACAUUUUCCGCUUGAGAAGUGCAAGCAACAGCUGGAUACCCUUCAAAUUUGAAGGAUACCUUGGCUCUGGUUUUGGCGCACAUCCUUCGAACCCAGAAACACUUCGGUACACAUACGUGGUUCUUAGGCUUUCCCCUGUUGGACAUAUGUCAAGGAAUGACAUUCGUAGCCCUUCCUCGAGCAAUUCCUCCUCCCACAGCAUCACCGAUUCAAGACGAGAGGGAUCUGUUGGUAUGAGCUAUUACGGACAGGGAUCCAGUAGCUCACGGUCCACUUCUCGCGCACGUGAUCAUAUGAGCAAUCGGCAAUCGCUUGGUGGAUAUUAUGACCCUGCGUAUGACAACUAUCGACCACCUUCACGCUCUGGCUUUUGCUGA
Puccinia graminis f. sp. tritici CRL 75-36-700-3 is the source of this 576-nucleotide messenger RNA. RefSeq lists its product as uncharacterized. The record is from RefSeq and is a predicted model, not a curated record. NCBI's taxonomy places the organism in Eukaryota, Fungi, Basidiomycota, Pucciniomycetes, Pucciniales, Pucciniaceae. The annotation marks the transcript as partial. The transcript has a single exon.